This is a messenger RNA of Leptopilina heterotoma, 4568 nucleotides long. It is a transcript of the gene Elk, whose product is annotated as potassium voltage-gated channel subfamily H member 8-like. Gene Ontology annotation, molecular function: voltage-gated potassium channel activity. Bases 1 to 2667 code for a protein of 888 amino acids. The record is from RefSeq and is a predicted model, not a curated record. NCBI's taxonomy places the organism in Eukaryota, Metazoa, Arthropoda, Insecta, Hymenoptera, Figitidae. The transcript has 14 exons. Gene Ontology annotation, biological process: regulation of membrane potential; potassium ion transmembrane transport. Gene Ontology annotation, cellular component: membrane.
AUGUCAUUUGGAAGUCCGUUCGACUGCCUACUCGACAUCGUUCCAAUAAAAAACGAAAAAGGUGACGUCGUUCUUUUUUUGGCCUCACAUAAGGAUAUCACUCAUACGAAAAAUCUUCAACUCUGUGAGUUAUACGAUAGUGAUGCGAAUGGCAAUCUUGAUCCUGAAGCUCCUCCAGCGAAUUAUGGCAGAAGAAGAAGUCGAGCCGUCCUAUAUCAAUUGUCUGGCCAUUAUAAGCAGGACAGUAAACAUAAAAUUAAGUUAAAUAGUACCCUACUUCAUUCCGUGGCAGCGCCGCUUCCAGAGUACAAGACCUCAGCGAUUAUGAAAUCCCAAUAUAUCUUAAGCCAUUAUGGGAUUUAUAAGACGUGUUGGGAUUGGUUAAUACUCAUAGCAACUUUCUAUGUGGCAGUCGUUGUUCCUUACAACGCAAGUUUCAUUAAUACAGACAGGCCUACCAUGGUUAGCGAUGUUGUGGUCGAGAGCCUCUUCAUUACCGAUAUUAUUCUCAACUUCAGAACAACAUACGUUAACAGAAAGGGAGAAGUCGUUAGUAACAGUAAAAGCAUUGCUGUGAAUUACUUAAAGAGUUGGUUUUUCCUCGACCUCGUGGCAGCUCUACCUUUUGAUCUACUAUAUGCAUCAGAUGUAUACAGCGGAGAGGAAUCGGGUCAAAGUCAUAUUCACCUGGUGAAAUUGACCAGAUUAUUGAGGCUGGCACGACUUCUGCAAAAAAUGGAUAGGUAUUCUCAAUAUAGUGCCAUGAUAUUAGCAUUACUUAUGAUUUUCUUCACUCUCGUUGCUCAUUGGCUCGCUUGCAUUUGGUAUGUCAUCGCAGAAAAGGAGAGAUUACGAAAUGACAAAGAAUGGGAUCUUGGCUGGAUUCACAUUCUCGCAGACAGACUAAAAAUUCCCGUGCAAAAUGUCACUCGAAUGGAUAGCUAUGUGACUGCACUAUAUUUCACAUGCAGUAGUCUCACUUCAGUAGGAUUUGGAAAUGUAUCAGCAAAUACGACAUUUGAAAAAAUAUUUUCUAUUAUGACAAUGCUUGUAGGAGCCCUAAUGCACGCUGUAGUUUUUGGUAAUGUGACGGCAAUUAUUCAAAGGAUGUAUUCAAGGAGAUCAUUAUAUCAAUCAAAGUGGAGGGAUUUGAAGGAUUUUCUGGUCCUUCAUCAGAUACCGGACGAGCUCAAGCAGAGGAUGCAAGAUUACUUUCAAACGAUGUGGUCACUGAAUCACGGAAUUGAUAUACAUGAGACCCUUAAAGAGUUUCCGGAAGAGCUGAGGGGCGACGUAUCAAUGCACUUGCAUCGGGAAAUUUUGAGCUUGCCAAUAUUUGAAAGUGCUUCUCAAGGAUGCCUCAAACUUCUCUCGCUACACAUCAGAAACAAUUUCUGUGCUCCGGGCGAAUUCCUUAUUCAUAAGGGAGACGCUCUUUCGUACAUUUAUUAUCUCUGUAAUGGUAGUAUGGAAGUUGUGCAAAAUAGCAUGGUUGUCGCCAUAUUAGGUAAAGGAGAUUUAGUAGGCAGUGACAUUCACUCACAGCAUCCUCAACAUGGGGCAAAUGGAGGUCCUGGUAUUGUGGCAACAGAUGUUGUGGUAAAAUCAAGCUGUGAUGUGAAAGCUUUAACAUACUGUGAUCUCAAGUGCAUCCACAUACAAGGAUUGGUUGAUGUACUUCGAAUGUAUCCCGAAUAUCAACAAGUCUUCGCGAAUGAAAUUCAACACGAUCUCACUUAUAAUCUUCGCGAAGGCUACGAGGCUGAGCAAGAAUCAGACAUGAAUGGUCCAUCGUUAACUCUUCCGUCAAUUAGUGAGGACGACGAGAACGUUCCUGAAGAGGGCGAAACGUCUCCUUUGUCACCACCAAAUAGAUCGCCGUUGCAUUCAGCAACGAGUCCAAGGCACGCAAAGUUUAGGGAUAAAUGUAGAGAAGGCAGAAGACCGCUAAAGGGUGUUUUAGUUCGAAGUAGAACAACAGCAGUUCCUCCUCAUGAUAUUGUAGAAGAUCAUAUUCGAGGAUCAGUUGAAAGGCUUGAUACACAAGUUUCGACUUUGCAUCAAGAUGUUACUAUGCUCAGUUACGAGGUGAGGAAUGCGAUUCAAGCCCUGCAAAUCCUGGCGAGUUCACCGCAAAGUAAUCCUAAUCUUCCAAUGCCAGCGGGUAGAUCAGGAAGUGGAGUUCUGGCGAGAAGUUCGUCUCAUCCUCCCGAUGCCCUCUGCUGGAAUCCACCAGCGAGAUUAAUAGAUGUUUGCACACAAACAGACUGGCCCGUUGAUAUUUUGGAUAUUUGGGUUCGGACAGAUCCUCAUCGUGUUCUCAAAAUUUUGGGCCUUGAACCAGAAUCCGUCCUGAGGCUUCCUCCACCCUCGCCUACACCGUCACCAUCUUCCCCUCCGCCACCACCUUAUGAACCUCUUUCUCCAAUUGGUGGAACUCCACCGCAUUCACCAUCUGAUUCACCAGGAAACUAUGGCUUUGGUAACAGAAAUGACAGUCGAGUAAUGUCAAGAGGCUAUCGAGAGUCAUGGGAUUCGGAAAAUAAAGUUUCCCAUCGAUUUAGUGCUGGCGAUGCCGAACAUUCCUCCAAUUUAUAUCAGAACUAUAGUAAUAUUCGACGGCUUCCAGAAACGCGUUCUUUGACAUUUGAUCCCUUCGAUAGCUGAGCAAUAAGAAAAUCAGAAACAACUGAAAGAAAAAGUUAAUUAGAACAACAUGGCUCAUUUACUUUCUUCGCUUUAACAAAAAAAAAAAAAGAAAAAGUUCGUUAAUCGAGACUUGUUGUGUCUGUAUAAAAAAAAAAAUAACUAUAUAUUUUUAAAUUGUCGAAGAAGUGGAUAUACUCUUUGAAUUUGAAUCAGUCACUGAUUGAGUCGAUAAUUUAAUUCGGUGUUAAUUUAAUUUUAGAAUCAUUUGGAAUAAUUAAUAAUCGUUUUAAUUAAUUGUUAGUGGGGAAAUUAGUAAAUUUCUAUUGUAGAUUUUUCGCACAAAAAUUGACUAAAGCGGCAAAUAAUUAUGAAUCGACGAAUUGUCGAAUUAAAAAUUCAAUUGUGAAUUAAUUAAAACAAAAAGUGACGAAUUCAAAUCGAAAGAAUAUAUUUUCUUGAAAAAUAGAACAUAUGCCUAUCUUGCCUACUAAAACUAGGCUCUUUGAGAGUAAGAAAUUGUUAUACCUCAAAUUGAUAUAUAAAAAAAUUUUUGCAAUUGGAUUCAGAAUAAUUAUUUUCUAAUUUUGCUCUUUAACUCCAAUUUUUUCGCAAAUCAUGCGUGAAAAGAGUGAAAAAAGCAUCUAUUGGAAAAUAUAUUUCCAUAUCAGUUCAUCUAUAUAAAAUACUUCCUUAUGAAUAUUGUGUAUAAAAUAAACUGAAAGAAAAUAAUUUAACAUAAUUGUAUGUGAAAGAAGAAUUUGAAAGUUAAUUUUUUUAAGUUUCAAUAUGAAAGACGCCAAAUUGAAACAUUUUUUUAUUGAAUAUUGUUGAAAAAAUAUCAAUUCUAUCACAAAUGUUGAAUUUAUAAUGAUAUAUUGAAAAGUUGUUCUUAUAUAAAUGAAAUUAUAGCAAAUAUUGACUUUCUGCGAUUUAUUCGAUUAUAUAAUUUUUCAUUUACACAAUUUCUGAUAAUUCUUUAAAAAAACUUUUUGUUUUUUAAAAAAUUUAUUGCGAAAUAUUGAGAGCCAAUUUAUCACUGCCGAAGACCGAAACUUUUUCCCAUAUCGAAUUUCAAUAUAUUACGGAAUGGAAAAAAAAUGUUAGACUGGAAAAAUAUUUUUAUUUUUUAAUGUUACUCGCAGUUUUCUACACUGCUCGCAAUAUUUUUAAUUUUGUUACAAUAUUCGACUGAAAUUUUAUACUUUAAAAAAUGUUACAAUACUUUACAAAACUUUUAUUUACAAAAUUUACAAAAUCAGAGGGCAGUAUUUUGAAAUUAUUUUGUGCGCAAUAAAAAUCUCAAUAAGAUAAAGAAAUUUUUAUAUAUUAUUUUCGAUUUUCGACUUUUUUUUUAAAUGUUGUAAUAUUCCAACAAAUGAACAAUGAUCUCAUAUCAAAAUAUAAUAUUUGUACUUCUUAUACAUAUUAAUGAAGAAAAAUCGAAAUUAUUUCACUUGUAAUGUUUAAAUUGAAAAAAAAAAAUAUUUUUUUACAAGUGAAAAGGAAAAUUUUAAAGAAAGCACAAAAAUUGAAACUUCCUCUUGCUAAUAAAAAUAUUAUUAUCAUCGACUCAAGUAUAAAUAAGAUUUUUAAGUAAACUCUAAUGUUGUAAUAUUAAUUAACCACUUUUUAGAACAGAGAUUUGACAAUUUUUUGUACACACUUGGUACUCUUCCUAUCGAAUUUUCAUAUCAUUCCAUAUCAUAGAUUGUAUUUACUGCUGUGAUGGGUUUAGGUAAAUUCACGCUUCAAAUGUUUAAUAUUAUCCAAUAUUAAUUAAUUGAACAAUGAGAAAAAUGUUUCACUUUAAAGCUAAAUUUUUAAUUAUUAAUUUUUUAAAUUUUAAUUUCUAAUUGUUAAUUAAAUUAAAUUAAAUUAAAUUUUUUUUCUCUAAUUAGAUUUUCAAUUAAAUUCUAAAC